GAAGACGGUCGGCAUGGAGCCCUGAUAAACGCCGCUUCUGAGGGCCAAACUCCUCGCGUGAAGCAUUUAUUGCACCUAGGCGCAGAGAUAGAUCACGCUGACGAAUAUGGUCUGACCGCCCUUCACCAUGCAGCCUUGAGUGGAUUUCACGACACUGUUUGCGCCAUCUUGGAAGCUGGCGCAGACGUGAACGCAGAAAGUCUGGAACGUGGCACGCCCCUACAUUUGGCUGCUCUCAAAGGCCGUUCUCACGUGGUCCGACUCCUCCUUGAGGCUAGAGCCGACGUAUCUCGCCAAGGUCGCAUGGUUGGCACGCCUCUGCACUGUGCUUGCUACGCAGGAGAGUUAGACAUUGUUGACGAUCUCAGCCAGGCCGGCGCGAAUGUCGUAGCU
Messenger RNA from Pseudocercospora fijiensis CIRAD86, 393 nucleotides. RefSeq lists its product as uncharacterized. Gene Ontology annotation, molecular function: protein binding. The record is from RefSeq and is a predicted model, not a curated record. Lineage: Eukaryota; Fungi; Ascomycota; Dothideomycetes; Mycosphaerellales; Mycosphaerellaceae. The transcript has a single exon. The annotation marks the transcript as partial.